AUGACAACUGCGCCGGACACAAAUGACAACCCAGAUCUUCAUGAUGGAGCUUGCUCUACAUGUCGCCGCAAGAAACAGAAAUGCUCUCGCGAAGAACCUUGCCGAACCUGCAUUUCGAGCGGCUCCGAUUGUAUUUAUGAGAACGCUCAGCGUCGUGGCGCCAAGCCUGGAUAUAUAGACACCCUCAUCAAACGCAUGGACACACUUGAGGCGUUGGUUUUGGGGCAAUCAAUGCUGCUUGGGCCUGCCAUUACUCCCACCAAGGAUGCGUCAGAUGAUCCGCCGGACCUGGGGCGCGGGAAUACCGAUGCCUCCUCGGCGGUGCAUAUGUCAGGGGCCUCUCCCAAGGCGUCUGUUCCGCCACUCCACAUGAUGCGAGAACUUGUCAAUAUUUACUUUAACCGCAUACACCCGUGGAUACCCAUUUUACACAGGCCGGACAUUGAGGCAGCGCUGGAAACUCAAAAUGGAAGUCUCCCUGAUAUUGUGCUGCUAGCUAUGACUGCGGUCAGCAUCCGAUUCUACACUUCUGACCGCCAGAUCCAGGACCUAUACAGUCGUCGAUGCCAUGACGCUGUGGUUCUUGCCUGUAUGGAUCGUUUUUCGGUGCAAACGCUGCAGGCAAGCAUAAUCCUCGCCUUCAACACAAUCGGCAGUGGUAAAGGGCCCACGAGUUGGUCUAUAGUUUCGUCUGCAACUCGAAUCGUGGAACAGCUAGGAUUGGCCGUGGAAGACGAAGGAAUGUCGCAAAACAGGCUUCUUAAUCGCAUAGGAUUUUUACCGCCAGCGAGGAAUUGGACGGAAAAAGAAUCUCUCCGAAGGAUAUUUUGGUGCAUCUUCCUCUUGGAUCGGUUUUGCUCUGUCGCUACCGGCUGGAAUACUGGACUAUCUAUUGACCACAUCAAGAGGCGUCUCCCCGUCGAGGGGUGCUUCUGGAGAGACCAAGUGAAUAAAACCGCAAAGUUUUUUGACAUUGACAGCAACAAAAUAGAGCCAGACGUCGACACAGAUGCCAUGGGGGGAUUGGCCUACCUCAUCGAAGCAUCCGAGUGCCUGAAUCGUGUUGCAACCUUUCUUCUGCAAGAGUCCGUCGAUCUUUCCAACAGUGAAAGUUUGCGGCAGUGGUUUGAGAGAUUCCAAUCACUGGAUGCUAUGCUUAUACGUUGGAAAACAUUCCUUCCUACACGAUGGCAGGUUGCAGGCAUUGAUGCCACCGGCAAAAUGGAUGAAAAUCUUACGCUCGCUCACAUCACGCACAACACCAGCGUCAUCAUGCUGCACCAGGUCAUGGCGUACCCGGACGCCGUUUUGCGCAGUCGCUUGCCAACCGAGAAUGCUGCCAAAACAUGCAUAUUGGCGGCUGUCGUGGUCAUACCGCCCACGCUGAGCUUUUGCCUGUUUAUCGCCGCAAGGGCUUUGCUCGCUGAUGCCAACCACUCAAACACACCAGUGGAUGCUAACUUUGAGAUACUGCUCCAAGCUCUUCAGGAGGGCUCAUCCCGGUGGGUUGGCCCCGACGGCUCCACGGAGAGAGACAACUUGGCAGGCCAAUUUGCCGACAGACUCGACGCUGCUUGGAAGUCUCGGUCACCUGUUAAUAUCCGUACGGUCGCUUUUGAAGACGACCAUAGCACGUUCCCCAUAUCCUUUGCGAGUCCGCCGAUACCGGACAUAUUUCGCGAUGCUUCCGCCAAUCUCUCGUCCACGUUUGGUGCAAUGGUGCCAGAGCCUUACAACGACCCGGAUAUGGACUUUCAAAGCUUCGAUCGUAUCUUUACUUGGACAGACGAAAUGAUUGACAAUGGUCUGAAUUUACCAUGA
Trichoderma breve is the source of this 1821-nucleotide messenger RNA. RefSeq names its product fungal specific transcription factor domain-containing protein. Gene Ontology annotation, molecular function: DNA-binding transcription factor activity, RNA polymerase II-specific; DNA binding; zinc ion binding. Gene Ontology annotation, cellular component: nucleus. The record is from RefSeq and is a predicted model, not a curated record. NCBI's taxonomy places the organism in Eukaryota, Fungi, Ascomycota, Sordariomycetes, Hypocreales, Hypocreaceae. Gene Ontology annotation, biological process: regulation of DNA-templated transcription; DNA-templated transcription. Bases 1 to 1821 code for a protein of 606 amino acids. The transcript is spliced from 3 exons.